GGAUGCCAAAGGUUCCAGAAAACUCAAAGGUCUUUGGCUAAAACCCCCUGUAUGCUCCAAGAAUAACUUUGCCAAUAGGACUAGAAAUAUUCAAAGUCCAAUGGGUGAUACAUCCUCUACCCUAGACAGUACUUGGAUGCGCACUUUCCAUGUUUUCCAAGGGCAAGAAGGCAAUGAUGAAGCUCAGGAACUCCAUGGACAAUUCACAGGGAAUGAAACAGUAUCAACCUCUGAACAUUAACAGUUACAUGAUGCCUGUUCCUCCUCCACCUCCUUCCCCGAAUGGAAAAAUCACAAGGGAAAAUAGAUCUGAAACAUGGAGAAGGAGAAGAUUCCGGCCAACCACUGUUCCAAAUGGCUUAGAACCAGUCCUUACCAGGGAUUCAAGAAGGAUUAAUAAAACACCACUGCAUAGUAAUGCAGUCAUUACAAUGAUCUAUUUGGGGAAGACUGCGCACCUAUGUUAUGAUUACCCAGACUUCCGAGAUGAAAUAAAAGUUUAUCAACAGCACUGUGGUGGAGAAAACCUUUGUGUCUACAGAGGCAAACUACUUGAAAAAGAGACCUUUCAGUUUAUUUCCAAAAGGCACCAUGGUUUCCCCUUCAGUCUCACCUUUUUCCUGAACGGGAUGCAGGUGAACAGGUUGAGCUCCUGCUGUGAAUAUAAGCAUCGGAAAGGUUCCAGACUUGGAGGCAAAGGAAGCUACUUUGGGUUUGUGUGUGUGGAGAGAUCAUCGCCUUGCUACAAGUGCAUUAUUGCAAUGGGCCUUGACAAAAAACCAACUUCGCCAAAACCUAGGAAACAAAAAAGUCUUGAGAAAAGAGAGGAACCAAAGGGCGAGGGGAAACUGAGGAAGGAUAGAGCAUACAUCGUCCCAAGAAGGAAUGAGAUGGAGGGGAGCAAAACCUCUUCUUCAGUCUUUUUUUCAGCCGACGAAGAAAAAACCGGGGUUGAAGAUGUAAGAACUGCUGUAGAAGAAAUGGAACGUAAAGGAAAACAACAUGUUUGGGAAGAUGACCAGGAAAAUAUUUUUAAAUACGAAUAUGAAGAAGAUUUUGAAGUAGACGAGGAGAAACAAGAUGAGAAAGCUAAUAAAGAAGGACAGGCUGAUGAUCAAAUGAAUGAAAUGUUAAAGUCACCAUCAGACGAUGAAAAAGAUAAUUUAGACCCUGAAAAAGACAGUGAAACCUCAUCACAGGAGGCACCAGAUGCUGAUGACAGUGUGAAAGAUGAGAGUGAUGGAUGCUCUGAUAGUGAAUUGGAAGAAGAUAAACAAGAUAUAAAAACUGCAUCAUCCUCCUCAUGCAGAAGUCACCCCUACUCUAGCUGCAGUGAAGACGAAUCUGUACUGGAAGACAGGGAAACGCACGCUGAAGAUAGUGCAGACGAAAGUGUCAGAAGUUCAUCUUCUCAGGAGUUGAGUGAAAAUGAUGAGCCAGGAAAAUCACACCUUCCCAUUGAGGAUUCCUUAGAAACUGAAGAUCAAAAAAUCAUAAAAGCAGAUUUGGGGAUCAAGUCUCUGCCAAGAGAGGAAAGCUUGGAGAAUGUUCUUGAAGAAGAAACAGAGAAUGGAACCCAAGUAAUUGCAGAGGGCUUAUCUGAGAAGUCCCAGGAACAUGUUUCCAAGGAAGAAAAGGAAAAUUACAGGAAUAAGCUUUGUAAAGGAAGCACUGCUAAGGGGAAGGACAAAAAGGCAGGUCUCUGUAGGGUGGAGAAAGGUGUUGGACAGAUGUUAGGUGGAGCUGUGGAACCUGGCUGCCACUACCCCUAUGAUGCUGAGUGUGGUGUUAACAGCGCAGAUGAGGAGGAGAAGCUCUUGACCAAGCUGGAGAUUGACACAGGUGCAGUACCGAACAGGAGUUUAAUGAUGGAAGAAAGCACAGCCCUCACCUCAAACAAGGAAUCCAAGCCAGUUGCAUCAGAAAUGUACACACUGGAGAAAGAAGAAGCAGUGGAAGAAGAUGAGGUUCCCCAACACAGAAAUGCUGACACACUAGAAGAAAAAGGGGGCGUAACACUGGGGAAUAAAUCAGGGAUUAAUGAGGUUCUCUUGGGGGAGUGGAAGCCAACAGCAGAGCAGCCAGCUCCAGUAGCACUGUUUACUGGGGAAAGGGAGAUGCGUCAGGGCCUAGCAAGCGGGGCAGAGGCAGAAGGGGCUAGAGAGCUGGAUGAAGAGGGGUUAAACCAAAUGGGAAAAGAAGCAGCAAGAGCCUCUGGAAGUCUGAAUGAAGAAGAGGCUCCUGAACAGCAGGCCUUGAUGCAGACAGUGCUGGAGACAGAGAAGGCAGCUUCUGAAGAGGAGCAGAGUUCAGAGAAGGCAGUGUUUGCCAGCAAGGCUGCAGCAGCUCAGAUCUCAGAAUGUGUUCAGGAGGUAGCAGCCCUUCCGGCUGUGACGCCAGAGAAGGGAGAGACUGAGAGAGGGGUGGCUGUGAGUGAGGCAGGCUCUGAAAAGCCAGACAUGGAGGACAGUGAAGAGGAAGCAUCCAUAGACCUAGGGGACAUGGCACCUGAGGAUGACACUGCAUUCAAGAGAGAGGAUGGUUCAGAAGAGGCAAUAUUUGGGGGCGAGGAACCAGCCAAAGUGAGGAAGACAGUUAGGAGAACCGAAACACCUUUGAGUUUCUCCACUUCUGAGAAGGCCGAAACCACCAGAAUGAGGAUUUUGGAGGAAAGCUUGGAAGAACUUCGUAAGAAAGCUGAGAAAAGGAAGGAUGUUGAGACUGAGGUAGAAUCUAAUAAGAAAGAUGAUAGGAAAGAAAGAUUACCGGAGGAAUUAGAUGCAGCAAGACAGAGGAGGAAAGCUGAGAGGCCAAGAACACCUCUGGGUGAAACUGGAUCUGAAAGAGAAGAGGUUACAAGGGCAAAUGCUCUUCAGGAUGAAGAUAUUUUAGCAGAAGAGCAAAAGUUUAAAGGGGAAGAGGGGGGAAUUGUGAAGGAAGUAAGACCCGUGGAAGAGACACCGGGAUCCCCAGAUGAAACGGAGUGUGAUGUUGAGAAUGCAGCACCCGUGGAGGGUCCUGAAUGGACUGAAGACACAGGCCCACAAGGGGGUGAUUCACUGAGAGAGAGGGAGGUGACCAUGCUUGAAGCAGCACCUGGAUUUGAAAAGUCACUGGAAAAUACAGUAGGUGGGAGGAAAGAGGGAGGAGGGGAAAGACUAAGAAAAGCUGGAGACACAGGGCAUAAAGACAGAGCAGAGCUGCUCUGCAGGGAGAACGGUGAGAAGGCAGCUCCGUCAGAUCAGGAUGAGGGGCCAGGCCCUGAGGGAGAGGGUGUGUUAGGAGCUCCUGAAAGUGACCCAGCAGGACAUGCCCAGGAGCACGCAGCCGAAGAUCAAGAUGGCCUUGCAGGACUGGAAAGAAGGGAAAAGGAAGGGUCUUUACAAGGGCGACAAGGAGUGGGGGCCACAGCGAUGACCCAAGAAGAUACUUUUGAAGGAGGGUCCAUGAUGGUAGAAAAGUUAAGUGAGGAAGUGAUGGAUGAGGGCCCAGAGGAAGAGGUGGAUCAAGAGUGCUCUCCGGGUACAGAAGCGAUGAAGAAUGGGCACAAAGAGGGGGUUGGGAGCUUACAAGGAAGAAUGAUUGUGGCUAAAGAAGAUCUCCAGGAAGGAGGAGUGGCAGGAAUGGCUGACGAGAAGAGAGAGGUGUUGGCAGAUUUGAAGACAGCUGAGGGCAAAACAGAAACAAAUACAGCCUCCUCCUUUUCAGAUGUUGCUAAUGAGAAAACUUGGCACAAAGUGGAUGAGCUACUAGAAAAAACAGCAUCUGUAGAGAAGGUGGUGGCAGAGGAAAUAGUGCUGAACAGGGAGCAGGUGCCAGCAAUGGAGGAGGUGCCAGCAGUGGAGGAGGUGACAGUGAUUGGGGCAUCAGAGGCUGAGGUGGGGGCUCUAAGAGAAUCUUCAGACCUGGAAGAGAAGGCCCCUCAGCUAGGGCCAGAUCAAAAGGGAAGGGGAGCAGAGAUGGGGAGACAUGGACAUGGUGGGAGGCAGGAGUCAGGCAAGGCUGAAGAUGUCAGACUGGGAUUAUCCCAACAGACAGAGUCAGAGCUGAGUAGAGAGAGUCUACAGGAUGUGGAAAUACUCCCUGGAAAAGCCAAUUGCCCUGGAAUCCAAGAGAAACAAGAGCACACAGUGCAGAGAGAAAGUGAGAACACAGAUGUUUCCCUGAACAGCAAGAAGGCCUAAGAGACUGCAUGGCAGAUGAUAUUUUAAAGAUGUCUUCUGGAAGACUUCAAGAAUGGAGAAAGAUUCACCCAAGCAUCUUGCCAGGACUUUUGAUUUUAUCUUUAUUAAGUAAACUGAUUGUGCUUAUCUGA
This is a messenger RNA of Eptesicus fuscus (big brown bat), 4315 nucleotides long. RefSeq names its product glutamate rich 3 (gene ERICH3). Bases 150 to 4184 code for a protein of 1344 amino acids. The record is from RefSeq and is a predicted model, not a curated record. The transcript has 10 exons. NCBI's taxonomy places the organism in Eukaryota, Metazoa, Chordata, Mammalia, Chiroptera, Vespertilionidae.